UGUGUGAGACAGCAGAGGAGCGACUCUUAAACGCGCUGUGAGAAUAAACACCGCAGCUCCGAUCAGUCUAAACCACGGACAGCCGGAGCACAUCACACACCGGGAGAGCGCGCGCGCGCGGAUGUGUGUGUGUGUGAGAGGUGCUGUUUUAAUACCGCGCGUGAUACCGGACUGGAUCUGCGUCUCUCUCCCGGAGUGUGCUGUUGAUGAUUAUCCAGCCUCUGCAGUCAUCUCAUUAAGAGUACACAGAGUAAGCAGAGGAGGGAGCGGCUCACCUCAUCAUUCUGGAGCGUUUGACCCUCUGGCGAUCGGCUGUUUACACACCAGAGCAACAGAGAAUGUUAAACCUUUGGUGGAAAAUCUCCAGUUUAAAUGAACCCUGACACGCUGAUACAUGCUCCCAGAGCUGCUUUAAUUAAACCUUGAUAUUAUUGUGUAUUUAUUUCUUGACUUAACAUAGUGAAUGAAGGAUUUUUAUUUUUGUUUUUUUCCCCUGUAUUUUUUGGCUUGCCUCAGAAACUUUUUUUUUAAGUUGAUGUAAUUUUUUUUACUCGGAGACUUUCAGAUCUUGGUUUAUGUGAAAAUGAUCUACAUGGCAUCCAGGAAGCUUAGGGCUCUGAUGGUGAUCUUGUGCCUCGUUUCUUUGGCCACGUUUUUAUUGAGCGAUCCCUCAUUUCCCUUCAGCCCGUUUCAGAACAGCAUUCAAGGGCCGUGCGGGUGCCGUCCCUGUAUUUGGGACCCCGAGGAGGUGGACCCGUGGUUCAGCGAGAGGUUUAACCAGUCCAUUCAUCCUCUGCUGUCCAGCUCGAACAGCAAUCUCAGUGAAGAAACCUACAAGUGGUGGCUGUGGCUUCAGGCCGAGACCAACCCAUCCAACCUGACUACAGUGAUGGACAGGUUAUUUCAGGUUGUCCCUGGAGAACAGCACUACAUGGAUGCUGGACCUUCCCGAUGCCGUUCAUGCUCCGUGGUGGGAAACUCUGGAAAUCUCCUCUCAUCCCAUUACGGUGAACUGAUCGACUCCAGCGACUUCGUCUUCCGGAUAAACCUGGCUACGACGCAGGGUUUUGAGCGUGAUGUGGGUUCCAAGACCACACACCAUGUGAUGUAUCCCGAAAGUGCCAUGAACCUACAGAACUCCAGCACCAGCCUGCUGCUCAUCCCGUUUAAAAUCCUCGACCUGGAGUGGCUCGCCAGCGCUCUGACCUCCGGACACAUCAACUACACCUACAUGCCGGUCAGUCCACGUAUCCAAGCUAACAGACACAAAGUGUUGGUGUAUAACCCCUCGUUUAUGAAGUAUGCGUAUGAAGUGUGGUUGGAGAAUCACGGCAGAUAUCCAUCGACCGGUUUCCUCAGCAUCAUGUUCGCUCUGCACAUCUGUGAUCAGGUGAACGUUUUCGGCUUCGGUGCCGAUCAGGCGGGGAACUGGCACCACUACUGGGAGGAGAACUUGUAUAGCAACGCGUUCAAGGAGACGGGCGUCCAUGAUGCAGACUUCGAGUACAACAUCACACAGACGCUCGCUCAGAAAGGCAAAAUCAGAAUGUAUAAAGGCGUCUAGUCUUCGUCCAGCCGGGACGAGCGGUUACAGAUACACGAGAAACGACCAUGAGAAUGCACUCCAUUCAGCACACAGUUUAUUUACACAAAGUGGCCUACAAGUGAAACAGGAAGUGAUCUGAGCACACAAGGGUGAAGGGUUUUACUCAGCAGUCAAAAAGCCACUCUCUGGCAGCGAUGAGAUUCGAGCUCACAACCUUCUGGGCACUAGCAGAUACUCUGCUGAACUAACACUGUUGCUUAUUUCAUGGUAGGCCCUGUUCAUUUUUUCUCACUUACUUCCUGGUUCUUGGAGUCUGAAUGCGCUGGAACGCAGCUUUAUAUGUCAGACAUGUGGACUGCACCAGACUUUUAGAGAGGGAUCUAGUUAUAAUUUACCUCUUAGUAUAGUAUGUGUAAUCCAAUCAGUUUAACUCAUUUUAACAACUUCCUGUUUCGCAGAUUUGAGUUUAUUCAUUUUGAGUCUCUUCUUGGUUCUCUGUAACUCUGUUUUAUCUAUCAUUGGUGAAAUCCCUAAUUGUCUGGGUUUGAGUUUUAUUCACUUUUAAUUUAACGAUGUCCUGGUUCUCUGGAUGUGUGUGAAUCAGAACGUGCUGGAACACUGCUUUUAUAUGGAACAUUCCAGACUGUCAGAGAGAGAGAGAGAGAGAGACAGAGAGAGAGAGAGAGAGGUCUGAAUUGAAUUUGGCUCAGUAUGCUCCUGGUUCUCUGCAAUUCAGUUCAGCUUUAUUCAGCAUUUUUUUAUUCAGCUCUUGGUAUACAGGUUUUAUGUUUCUAGUCUCAGGUAUUAAGUAAUUUAGGUAUUAACUAGUCUCAGCCUCAGAGGCUGCACUCAUGUCCUGCAGGCAGUUUUGGGGAGUGACGGAGUACGUGUAACGGCGUUACGUAAUCAGGAUACAAAACACAGAUAGCUGUAAUCCGUUACAGUUACGUCAAAAAACAAAAUAAUCAGAUUACAGGUACAUUUUGUAAACAAUGGGAAUGUUAUCAGGAUUCUUUUUGUUUCAUUUAAAAGCAAAGAAAUGUAUCUGUUUUCAGAACACAAUACAGACAGCUGUUUGAUUAUAGUUCUGGUUCUCUCUCGCCAGUGGUGACUCACAUGAGAAACCUCCUGGAGCAGGCGCUAAUACAUUUUGCACAGAGUUAAUUUGGUAGAAAUGAACACACUGUUCUCUGAAAUGCUUUUGUUAGGGUGACCUUACGUCCUCGUGUCUAAAUGUGACAAAAUGUCCGGGAUUCGGCUUUAUUUUCAUUAUGAUGUGUUUAUGGUCUAAUACUGCAUGAUGUGUGCACAUGUUUGCGUUACUUUAACUCCUCUCCCGCCUCCUCGCACACCGAUUGGUCGAUUAUAAAAGAUUUGUAACAAAUAUUGGCCAAAUUCCUGCCUCUCGGCAGUUAACCUACUCUCAGCGAACGUGUGAAGGUGAAGCGCUGUUGUGUUUGGCGUCAAACAGUUACUUUACAACAGCAGCAAAUAACAGCUGUCCUGAGUCGAAACAACGCCCACGACCAUAUAAGGUCAUUUUUAAUUUCAUGUUAUCACAUUGCUUCAUAUUACAUCAUCAUUCAAAUGUGUAAAUGAUGGCAGAAGGUACACUCGUGGCAUCUGAGAUUUUAUUUUAUUCCACGGACAUUCCAUAGAC
Ictalurus furcatus (blue catfish) is the source of this 3206-nucleotide messenger RNA. RefSeq names its product CMP-N-acetylneuraminate-beta-galactosamide-alpha-2,3-sialyltransferase 1. Bases 584 to 1564 code for a protein of 326 amino acids. The record is from RefSeq and is a predicted model, not a curated record. Gene Ontology annotation, molecular function: beta-galactoside (CMP) alpha-2,3-sialyltransferase activity. The transcript has 7 exons. NCBI's taxonomy places the organism in Eukaryota, Metazoa, Chordata, Actinopteri, Siluriformes, Ictaluridae.